Emiliania huxleyi CCMP1516 is the source of this 496-nucleotide messenger RNA. RefSeq lists its product as hypothetical. The record is from RefSeq and is a predicted model, not a curated record. Bases 1 to 381 code for a protein of 126 amino acids. The transcript has 4 exons. NCBI's taxonomy places the organism in Eukaryota, Haptophyta, Isochrysidales, Noelaerhabdaceae.
AUGAGCUUCACAUGCGAGCGUUCCGGACCUCACCGCAGAUGCAGUGUGAGCAGCGCUAGCGAUAGGCGCGCGCGGUGCGGUUGGGAGGCGGAGGCCGUGCAAAAAAGAAUAAAGGAGGGCGUGAAAAAAGAAAGCCACGGCGCUCGGCCUGCUGAGAGAAGACCUGCCCGGACGGCAGUGACAAUUUACCCGACAUCAAUCGUCGACGGCAACCUCGAGAACUGCGCCUCCAAAGGCAUGCCUGACUGGCUCCUGCUAGCCGUGCGUCCUGGUGGCAUCCAUUGCCAGCUCAGGCGCCGCUCGGACUCGGUUGACGGCCGCCCAAGUGCUUGGCUCGUGCCCAGCCGACCGGCAGGCGAUGCCCACUCGCUGCUAGGCUAAUCUCGGGCUGUCAAGCGGCGGUGUGGUGCCGUGAAGGGCAGCGGUGCCAAAACUACGACUAUUAGUACCGUGCGGGGGCAGUGCAUUUAAUUAUGUCAAAAAUCGAAACGUGCUC